CCUCACAUCACCAGCGCGAUGUGCAGGUAGCAUAUCCGCACGCAACUUGACCAACUAUUCUGUUGAGCAUGAAGUCAAUACUACAGUCAUGUUCAUUCUUACGACCAUAAAGGAUCUAGUUCAGAUUACACCAGAAGAUUUCCGGAAGACCAGCGCAGAAGCCAUCAAAGAUGCCAUAAACGCAAAAUACUCGGAUCGCAUCAUUCCCAACAUCGGGCUGGCCAUCUGCCUGUAUGACCUGCUGUCGACUUCCGAAGGCCUAAUAGGUCACGGGACUGGACUUGUGAAUGUUGAUGCCGAAUUCCGCCUUAUAGUUUUCCGCCCGUUUCGAGGCGAGAUCUUACAGGGACGCAUCAAAUCAUCUACCGAGUUGGGCAUAACGAUCGACAUGAACUUCACGUCGGAGGUAUUUGUGCCCGCUCAGAAUCUGCCGCCGGAUACGAACUUCGACAUUGCGGAAGGUGUGUUCAUCUGGGACAACGAAGGUAACGAGAUGUUCUUCGACCCCGCCGAGCCGGUUCUGUUCAGGGUAGAGGCGGAAGAAUGGUUCGAUCGGAAGCCUACGGUUGUUCAGAAGGAUGAGAAGGGUGAUAUCAUUGAGAGAAGGGACACCAGCUGGAGGAUCAUUGGCUCUAUGAAUCAACCUGGAUUGGGUCCGAUGAUGUGGUGGGGCAUUGGGAAAGAUGAAGGACAGCCCGGAAAGGAUGCUAAUGGUAGCAUAGAAGAAAAUGGGGAGAUGCAUGUAGACGGUUAAGAGUGUUUCGGAAAAUGGUUGUAUGCAUAUGGGCGGACUCACGGGCCUCGACGGCAUCACAAUCUCUCAGGACGGCCACAAUAUUCCCAGAAUUCCCAAUAUCAGAUCUUGUCAUCGCGACCGUUUCAAGCCGGCCCAUAAAUUCUCCAUGAGAGAUGAGAAGAA
Messenger RNA from Westerdykella ornata, 919 nucleotides. RefSeq names its product DNA-directed rna polymerase III 25 kd polypeptide. Gene Ontology annotation, biological process: transcription initiation at RNA polymerase III promoter; DNA-templated transcription. The transcript is spliced from 5 exons. The record is from RefSeq and is a predicted model, not a curated record. Lineage: Eukaryota; Fungi; Ascomycota; Dothideomycetes; Pleosporales; Sporormiaceae. Gene Ontology annotation, cellular component: RNA polymerase III complex. The coding region runs from base 89 to 754 and encodes 221 amino acids.